UUGAGUCAUGGCGGAUGUGAGAUAGGAGAUAUUCGUUUAUAAUCGUGACCUCAAAAAGGAUUUCGUACUUUCAACAGCAUUCAAAAUGGAUUCUUUACCAUUAAUUAAUUCAGUUUUAUUUUCGGUUUUAAUUUUAUUUAAAGAUGUUACAUCCUUUACAUUAACUGCAUCGAAGAGUGCCAACAAGGCUAUUCUUGGUGAUAAUCCAUUUACAAUAUCGUGUGCAUAUACACUUACAGGAAGUGAUCAACUGUUUACAAUAGAGUUACAAAGAAAAAGAGACACUGGUAAUACUGCCGCUUUUGAAACUUUGGUGACUUUUCAAAGUCCAAGCCAUGAUUUAUUAAAUUUUACUUAUCAAGAUACAGCGUUGGAAGAUAGGACUGUUGCAACAAAGUCAACAGAGGAAAGUAAAACAGCAACUCUUGUUUUCAACAGAAUAGAGUGUGAUGAUAAAGCUACAUACAAUUGUAAGGCUUUGUACACAGAUGGUGUGGUAAAACUUGCUGAGAGUUCUGUAUCUGUUUUUGUAAGAGCUAAUACAUUAUUUGAAAAAGAUAAGACAAUUUCAUAUACACCAUCAGCAAGUUUAGAAGAGGGUGAUGACGUCACAUUUCAAUGUAGUGGGGAUGUGGGUAAUGAACCCGUCGGCCAUCUUGGCUGGUUUUAUUACCUCAAUAACGACACAUUUUUUACAAUCAAUGCCUCUGACAAAGCAGUAUCGCAAGCACCAGUGUACCAACCAGGAACAUGUAGUUACAAACGAACAUCAACACUUCAAUUGAAAAUGCUCAGAUCAUUCAUUAACUUAUUAGUGCGAUGUACUGUGCAACAAGAUAACUACAACCAGUUCGGAGAUGGUUAUGCGCAGACUACGAAUAUUCAAGUAUAUUACCCUCCAAAGGUCACUGCUAUAGCUGACAAAACAGUUGAUGAAGGAACUGACUUGUUGACCUUGAACUGCGUAGCAGAUGCCAAUCCCCGACCAAAGUAUUCGUGGCUUCUACCAAAUGGAACAGUGAGCGACGGUCAAAGCUUGUCACUCACAAACCUUAAAGUUGGAGAUAAUGGGACGUUCACCUGCUUAGUGUAUAAUGUAUACAAACAAGUGAACCAUACAGCUAAUGAGACGGUGUAUAUCGAUGUCCACACGGCUGCUGCAGAGAUUGAAUCUGAAAAUGUGGCAGUAAUUGUUGGUGUUGUUCUUGGUGUUAUCAUUGUAAUUCUUGCUUUAUGUGCUGGUUGUGUAUCGAUGGUUCUAAGAAUAUAUAGAAGUAAAGAAGCUCAGUCUGACGUCAAGAAACGCCGAAUGAGAAAGGGACCAAUAUAUGCAAACGAAUCUUUCUUGACAGGAGAUUUAGAUUCCAGUGAGGUACGAACUGUCGGAAUUAACCAAACAACAGCUUCCAGUAUAAAUAUUGAAUCAGAAUACUUGAGAUUGGAUGAUAAUACUCGUGAUGACAGGAAGACGUAUGAUACCAUACAAAAUAUAUGAAAAGUUAAAAGGUUUCCUGCAGGGAUGAAUUGAUUUCGGCCGAGGGACGUCUAAGAUCAGCUUUACUGCUUGUAAAAUGUACAGAGAAGUACUGAAUUUAAGUGGAAUUUUCAAUGCUCAUUGUUAAAUUACAAACUGAAAUCUUGGAAUUGAAUUGGCCAUUCUUAAAUAAUAAUAAGUAAACUAAUAUGAAUUUAAUGAUCUUCCUGAAACAGUAUACGUGUCUAAUUUUCAAUGAAUCUAAAAAAGUUACGGAAGCUAACUUUCAUUUUUCAUUUUCUAGUUUUCGGUCUAAUAAUCCAUGUUUCCGGCCACAAAUUAUCUUAGUAGAAUUAUAUUGAUUAUGAUAUUUUCCAAAAUAAUGAGACAACAAACACGUUGCUGAUCACUUCAUAAACUUCCUUUUUGAUUAAACUUCAAUUGCUCAAGUAAUUUCCUUUGAAUCUAACGUGACAUUUAGAAUUACACAUAUUUCUGAAUUAAUUCUGUCUCAAUCUAGAUCAACAUCCAUUUAUGGUUAUGCUGUAUUUUUCAUUUGAUUCUUUAGUUCUUUCGAAUUACUUUUCAUAAAAGCAUUAUAUUUUCUUGAUCGUUUCAGGAACAGUUUGUUAACUUAAUAAAAAUGCAGAAAUGCUGAAUUUUUAAAUGUUAAUUGUAAUUUACUCGUCUGACACUUUAUAUUAAUGCAAAUCCCAUAUAUGACAUCAUGAUUGUUAUCAAUAAUUUUUGCUAAUAUACUUUUUUGAAGUUUACUUAUCUGAUUAUCUGUUUGAUUUAAUAGAAAUGAAUUAACAGCCCGCUGGCUUUUGUCAUCUGGUGUGUUCAUUAGUAUAAAUCGAAUCUUUUUAUUGGCCGAAUGGAUAAUUUCUUAAUUCAUAUAAGGUAGUUUCAUUAGUUGAUUUAAUAAUCUCUUAUUUUUAAUCAUUGGUUCAUUAUAUCAUUGAAAGCAGUUUUACAAAUAUUAAUAACUAUAUAUCUAUUACUGUUAUAUAACUAUAAUUGCAAUGUGUUUUGAUAGAAUUUAUCGUAAAAUUAGGUCACACUUUAAAAACCUUUAAACAUGGAUUUAGUUAUAUACGAUAACAAGAAUAUUGACGAUGACGGCGACGACGAAAAGUUUUAAAAGUUAAGGUACAUCAACUUAAAGGUCAAUAUCAACAAUAAAACGUGUGGUGGUAUUUAAGGAAAAACAAAAAUAUAUAUAAUAUCUUAUUAAUAUAAGAUAGUUUGUUCUUCAAAUUUAUAAUAUUUUAAAUUAAUAAAUGAUAAGCUUAAGUCAUGACUGAAUAAUGUAGACUUGUUGGGAUUAUUAAAGAAAUACCAGACAUGAUUGUAUUUUGAUGGGAAUGAUCACAUAUAUUCAGACGAAAUAUUUACCUUCAAAAUAUUUUCAGGUAUUUUUACAGAUAAAUGUCAUGUUCUGGUGAAGAAAUAUCCAAAAUAUGACAAUCUGUAUUAAUAAUGUCUUUACAAAGAGAAAUUUAACUGUAAAUUUGUAAUUUUGUAUGAAAUAACAUACAAUGCAUGUUUGAAUGUAAAUUUCCCAUUGUUUAUGUGGUCAUAAAUCACAAAUUCGUAUGAUUAUAUAGUGUAUCUGUGCGUAUGUUAUGCUUUUGCAAGCUUCCGUCUCCGCUAGCACCGGUAAUUAAUACUGUUUCUUUUAUUAUCAACAUUGUUUCUAUUUGUUACAAAGUAUCAGAACAAAGUAAUUAUAAAACUGAUAAGAUAUCUGUUUGAUAUUUUUCAGACAAGAUUGAUUACACAGUGGCAAAUUAUAGUCUUUUAAUUCAUUUAAUUUAUUGAGUUUAAAAUGCAUAGUAGGAAAGAAAUUCUCUAAUAUUUUAACUCUGACAAUAAUUCAAAUUUUUGAAGUUAGCUCCGUUCUUUAUUGACUCUCAGUAAAAAUAAUUUCCAUUAAAAUGAAGAUGAAAGAAAAUGAAAUCAAGCAACUUUUAAAUGCCAUAUACACAUGUAUAGAUAGCAAAAUGAAGUAAUUCAAAGGGACAACCCGUUGUAUUGAAUUUAUGAAACACUGUAUCCAAGGCUUCGUGGCCCGGUCAUUCAACAAGCUCAAAAUACUUCGAAAAUAAAGGAAGCUACGCCCUGAUCUAUUCCAUGUUUUUUAAAACAAGCAAUUAUCAUAGUAUUGCAAGCAAUCCAUAAGUCCCCUACCGGUUAGAACCCCAUCAACAUUCUGAAGGGUCAUUGGCCAUUCACUAAUGUUUCAAUUUUUUUCUAUUUUAAAAAAAAAAAAUGUUGGAAAAGUUCUUUAAAAGUGAUCACAGGAUACAGUUUUUAUGAACAGACAGACAGACGGACUGAAAGACACUCUAAAGUUAAUAUUUGAAACAUCCCUGUUACCAAAAUAUACCAUUUUAAAAGCAAAAUUCUUAAAGAGGAGAUAACUCUUGAAUUAAAGAUGCAAUUUCAUAAAAAUGU
Ruditapes philippinarum (Manila clam) is the source of this 3934-nucleotide messenger RNA. Its product is annotated as carcinoembryonic antigen-related cell adhesion molecule 5-like. Bases 86 to 1495 code for a protein of 469 amino acids. Gene Ontology annotation, cellular component: cell-cell junction. Gene Ontology annotation, molecular function: cell adhesion molecule binding. Lineage: Eukaryota; Metazoa; Mollusca; Bivalvia; Venerida; Veneridae. The record is from RefSeq and is a predicted model, not a curated record. Gene Ontology annotation, biological process: cell-cell adhesion. The transcript is spliced from 7 exons.